UGUGAAGGGGGGAGAGGACAUCUGUGGCUGGGCAGCAGUGAAGUUGACCUUGGGGUGCAGGAUGCAGAUUUUGGAGAACUGGGGUGACUAAUGUGGAGGCUCUGGAUCCCCACAGCCUCAUCUGGUCCAUGGAAGAUCCUUCGGAGUCUUGGCAGCCGCCCACCCCUGGAGCACUGGGCCCCCCCUGGGCCACCCUGGUCCUCCUCUACUCCCUGGUGAUGGCUGCCGCCUAUCUGUUGGAGGUGGCCAGCCACAGCCUGCUGGUCCAGGCCACUGGGCCCCUCCUGCCGCCCCCUGUGUCCACUGCCUGGUUCAGCCACCAAGUCACCAUUGAUGUCACCUUCACUGUGCUCCUGCCCCUGAGCCUCACCUGGACACGCUCCUGCUGGCCCCUGGGUGGUGCCUUCUGUCAUGUGGACCCCAGACUGUCUUUCCUCACCUGCUGGGCCAGUGGCCGCCUGCUGGCCCGAGUGGCUGCCGAUAGCUACACCUCGCUGUGCCAGCCCGCCUGGGCCUUGGGCCACCACACAGCUCGGAAGAUGGUUUUCUGGGCCGGUGGGUUCUGGAUCAUUCUUCUGGGUCUGGGAGGGCCAGCCCUGUACACCAGGAGGGACCAGGCCAGCCCGGCUGUCUCUUGUAACAGGACUCCAGCUGCAGAAGCCCCCAGCCAUGACCAGGGCUCCAGGUCUUGGGGACCCGUGUUGGACCAGCUGGUGUUUGGGUUUGGGGUGCCCCUGGGGGUAAUGGCCAUCUCUCGUAGCAUCCUGGGGGCCCAGCUGCAGCUGGCCAGGCUGACUGGGCGACCCCUGCUGCUGGGGCUGCCCUGGGCCACAGCAGCCAUGCUCUUGCUCUGCUGGCUCCCUUUCCAUCUGUUGCUUUUGCUAAAGUUAUUGGGGGCACGUGAGGCUGGGAUAGACUUGGGGGAGGUCUGGGUGCUGCUCAGACCCCUGGGGUUCAGCCUCGUGGGGGUCAGCAGCUGGCUCCACCCUCUGCUCUAUGUGUGUGGGGACCGGGCUUUCAGGAGAAGGCUGUGCCAGGUUCUGGGGUCCUGCCAAGGGGCUGGGUCUGGGGAGGGGAUGGAGGGCACCCAGGCCUGGCCUUCGAGGCUGAGCUGCCCUGUGGGAACCUGAGGACAUGGGUAGGGGGUCCCCAUCUCCCUGA
This is a messenger RNA of Perognathus longimembris pacificus (Pacific pocket mouse), 1161 nucleotides long. Its product is annotated as C3a anaphylatoxin chemotactic receptor-like. NCBI's taxonomy places the organism in Eukaryota, Metazoa, Chordata, Mammalia, Rodentia, Heteromyidae. Gene Ontology annotation, cellular component: plasma membrane. Gene Ontology annotation, biological process: inflammatory response; complement receptor mediated signaling pathway; positive regulation of cytosolic calcium ion concentration. The record is from RefSeq and is a predicted model, not a curated record. Gene Ontology annotation, molecular function: complement receptor activity; N-formyl peptide receptor activity. The transcript has 2 exons. The coding region runs from base 129 to 1130 and encodes 333 amino acids.